AUGGCCCCGAAAGAGGACAUGCUGCCCCCGGGUUGGGAGGAUCUAGACAGGCAAAUGGGCCAGCUGUUUAUGAUGGGCUUUGAUGGUACAUCUGUCAGUCCGGAAAUUCGCACCCUUAUUGAGGAUUAUCAUCUUGGAUCCGUCCUACUGUCAGCCAAGAACCUUAAAUCCGCGGAAGAGGCUACUCGAUUGGUCCUUGAGCUGCAGACUAUUGCCCGCAAUGCAGGUCAUCAAGUACCUUUAUUGAUCGCGUUGGAUCAGGAGAAUGGCGGUGUGAAUAGUCUGUAUGAUGAGAUUUAUAUACGACAAUUCCCCAGCGCCAUGGGAAUGGCUGCGACGGGAUCAAAGACACUGAUCCAUGAGGUCGCAGUGGCAACCGCCCAAGAACUCAAGGCUGUUGGUGUGAAUUGGAUCUUAGGUCCCGUGUUGGAUGUCUUGACCAAUAUCCGGAACCAGCCACUUGGUGUGCGAACCAGCGGUGACGAUCCCCAAGAGGCUUCGCAAUAUGGUGUACAGUUCAUGAAGGGGUAUCAAGAGGCUGGGCUGGCCACUUGUGGCAAACAUUUCCCUUCUUAUGGGAAUUUGGAGUUCCUGGGUUCUCAUUCCGAUGUCCCGAUUAUCACGGAAUCCUUAGAACAACUCAGCCUUAGUGCCUUGGUACCCUUUCGUAAUGCCAUCACACACGGCCUGGAUGCGAUGAUGGUGGGCGGUGUAUCCAUUUCAUCGGCUGGGAUGAAUGUCAUGCACGCUUGUUUGAGCGACCAGGUCGUUGACGAACUUCUGCGGAAGGAUCUCAAAUUCAAGGGAGUCGUUGUAUCUGAAUGUCUGGAGAUGGAGGCUCUGACACACAAUAUCGGAGUCGGUGGCGGAACGGUAAUGGCUAAAAAUGCUGGAUGUGAUGUUGUCCUGCUUUGUCGCUCGUUCCCUGUACAGCAGGAGGCAAUUAAUGGACUAAAGCUGGGUGUUGAAAAUGGGAUCAUUGGUCGGGCUCGCAUUGAACAAUCACUUCGACGAGUCCUGGACCUCAAAGCACGUUGUACAUCGUGGGAUCAGGCUCUCAAUCCUCCUGGUCUACUUUCUCUCACUCAGAUGCAGCCUUCUCAUACGAAUCUUUCAACACGAGCUUAUGACAAUUCGAUUACCGUCAUGCGCGAUAAGAAUAACCUGCUUCCGCUUUCAAGCGUGAUCGACGCUAGCGAAGAGCUGUUGCUUUUGACUCCUCUGGUGAAGCCCUUGGCAGCCUCUGCUGUAACACUCUCGGCGGCUGAAUCUAUUCACGGCUCUCUUGACCCCGCAGCCGCACUGGAUCGAACAGCCUCAGUGGUCAGUGGGGAGAGUGUUUUUAAGGAGUUGGGCAGAUCUCUUUCUCGACAGAGGAAUGGUCGAGUCUUACAUACCUCCUAUACCGCAAAUGGCGUGCGCCCUAUCCAUGAGGAUCUCAUUAAACGAGCCAGUGCGGUGAUUGUUGUCACAGCAGACGCCAACCGCAAUUUGUAUCAACAAGCAUUCUCCAAACAUAUUUCAUUGCUCUGUCAAUCAUCUUAUUCUUCGACAGGUGAACGGUCAGAGAAACCACUUGUUGUGGUAGCUGUCAGUUCCCCAUAUGAUUUUGCCAUGGAUUCCUCAAUAGGAACCUAUAUCUGCACAUACGACUUUACGGAGACCGCACUACAAACCUUGGUCAAGGUUCUAUAUGGCGACUUGACCCCGAAAGGCUCUCUCCCAGGCUCCAUCAGCCGCAGUCAAAAAAUCCACCAGUCUCGUCAACACUGGCUCGUGGAGAAUUGGAAUGAAGAUCGGGAUGCCCAUGCCUUGGAUAACUUGCUUGAGGUGGCCCGGGAGGAUUGCACACAGGAUCAGCGGUCAGAGCUCCUCGGUGCUACAUCCAACAGCUUCCUUCUACGGAAGGAGGAUAUCGAUGAAGCACAUUUCGUGGUUCGCAACAGCAGCACACAGGCACUUUAUGGGUUCUGUGCAACCUACUUCUUUCGGUCCACUGGCACCGGUGUUAUUGGAUGCUUAAUCGUUGAUCCUUCUCGGCGGAAGCUUUCCAUCGGCCAUUCCCUUCACAGUCGUGCAAUCCGGACUCUUCUUCAGCGGAAGGGAAUCAAGCGGUUUCAGCUUGGAUCACGGCUCCCCGGCAUCUAUCUCGGCAUUCCCAGUGCCCUCUCCGUUGAACGGAAACGCUUACGACAAUGGUUUGCAAAUCUGGGCUGGAACACCGCACUCUCUCGCCCUGUCUGUAGUGUCGUGCUGCGAAACUUAGGAACUUGGACACCACCGGAUGGACUUACGGCCGCGCUGCAAAAUACCGAAGUGAGCUAUGACCUGGUCUACGGCUUGGACUACGCUCGCGAGAUUCUUGACCAUAUCAAGACCAAUGCCCGGCAAGGCGUCACUGACAUCUACCGCAUUGCACUUGGUGGCGCUCCGAAUUGUGGUAUCAUCCGCGCUAAACGUCCGUCGGAUGAUAUGAUCCUCGGUAGUAUUGUCAUCUAUAAUGAACGCUCUGCAUUGGCGGAGCAUAUGCCUAUUCUACGCGCCACCCAAACUCCCGUCGGUGGGAUCUCUUCACCUGUUAUCUCUCCUUGUGCGGAUGAUUAUUCGAUUAUCAUGCAGGGAUUGAUUCUGUUGGCUAUUAAACAGAUUCGCAAGUUGAAUGCGCAUGCGGUGGUGAUGGAUUGUGUGGAUGGAGAUAGCAACUUUGAUUGUCUUUCCUCAUUAGGUUUUAGUAUGCUUCAUAGCUUUGAAGAGGUGAAUACUGAUGCGGCUACUUGGACAAUGAUGCAUUCAACAUAG
Penicillium malachiteum is the source of this 2799-nucleotide messenger RNA. Its product is annotated as putative beta-N-acetylglucosaminidase. Gene Ontology annotation, biological process: peptidoglycan turnover; carbohydrate metabolic process. The coding region runs from base 1 to 2799 and encodes 932 amino acids. The record is from RefSeq and is a predicted model, not a curated record. Lineage: Eukaryota; Fungi; Ascomycota; Eurotiomycetes; Eurotiales; Aspergillaceae. Gene Ontology annotation, molecular function: hydrolase activity, hydrolyzing O-glycosyl compounds; acyltransferase activity, transferring groups other than amino-acyl groups. The transcript is spliced from 4 exons.